Aphanomyces invadans is the source of this 816-nucleotide messenger RNA. RefSeq lists its product as hypothetical. The transcript is spliced from 2 exons. The record is from RefSeq and is a predicted model, not a curated record. Gene Ontology annotation, molecular function: nucleic acid binding. Bases 1 to 816 code for a protein of 271 amino acids. Lineage: Eukaryota; Oomycota; Saprolegniomycetes; Saprolegniales; Verrucalvaceae. Gene Ontology annotation, biological process: DNA integration.
AUGAACGAGCUCGCAACACGUCUCAACGUGCAGCACAAUAUAGUGCUUGCGUAUUGCCCAUGGCGCAAUGGCACAGUCGAACGUGUCAACCGCGACAUCCUGGGGCUCAUGCGAAUCAUGCUGCGCGAAACCAGGCUCAAAGAAACCGAAUGGGACUACUUGCUACCACUUGUCCAAGCCAAUAUUAACCAAACGCCUGUCGCGACGUUGGACCACAUGAGUCCAAUGGAAUGCUUCACCGGCCUGGAGCCCACGACACCUCUCACUACCAUUGAAAUCCAUUCAUCCAUUAUCAACCGACGGCGAGCUGCUGAAAACAAGCGAAUGCCUGAGAAAGCGAACCAAGUGGAGAUGCAAGUCACUGAAGGAGACUUUGUACUCUGGUCAAGAGUCGAUGAAAACAAUCACUACCCGAAGCUACUGGUCACGUGGACAGGACCGUACCGAGUGAUCGAAUGUCUGCCGUACUCAUGUGUCAUAGAACACCUCAUCACUGGCACCCAAAGGGAAGCCCAUCAUUCAAGACUGAAGUUCUAUGCAGAGAGUCACUUUAUGAUCACGGAGGAGAUCUUGGACCACAUCAGCGAGCAAGGAACAACGCUUGCCGUUGGAAAAAUCGAAGACGCGCGAUGCAACCCUGAUUCUAAUCAGUGGGAAUUGCUCAUUCAAUGGAAAGGCUUGGAAAGUCAUGAAUCAAGCUGGGAACAGCUCCCAGCGAUGUACAGGGAGAUUCCAUCCCUCGUACAGUCGUUCGCCGACCAGUUGCCGAACGGCGCGAAACGCGUGGGGUUGGUCGAGGCCCUAGCGCAGUUGUGA